UAGUAGAUUUACCUAUGUCGUAAGAAUAAUACGAACAUUAAUUAAUUUAUACUUAAAAAAAAAUGGUUGUUAUAUUUCUGCGUUCCAUACGUUACGCAAGUACCAAGAGACAUGAAUUAUUGUGAAAUACACGUAAAAACAACCAAAUCAGACUGAUUUAAUGACACAAGCUAGAACCUAUCCAUGAGGAAUUACUUCCGAGUAUGUUGUGUGUCUGCAGCUUAUUCCUCUGAAAUUUGUCUCGAAAAUGGCGGGGUGUUCUCCCGCCGAAAUAUCGGAGGUCGCUGAAAAUAUUACCGGGCUGAAUUCCCAAAUGGCAUCGACUCCACCGGCUGUGAUUUGUGACGACUUACUGCUUUCCAUAUUUUCCUUCCUGCCGAUCCCAGACUUGGCUCGGUGUGCUGCCGUGUGCCAGCAGUGGCACAAAAUUGUGACAGGAUUUACACACCUGUGGAAGGGGAAGAGGUACGUCAGUGACAGAAGUCCGAGGGAAUCUGACGAGACACGUGCAAUCUUGAGCACUCUGCCGCCGUUGCAGGAAGUCAUCGUCAAGCAGCACGUCAAUUUCGAGGUGGACAUUUCCUACCCCCGUAUGGUUGUGUCGGUGACCAGCAUUUCCGACUUGGGAGCCACGCGGGGCUACCAGAGACUGACGUGCGCGUACCUGUCGACUAAACUCGACAUCGCGGACAGCACCCUCUCCCCCCGCUCGCCUGUCGACCUGGCGGCGCUCCGCAAGCUGCGGAUCGUCAGGGCGAUCCCGACGCUCGAGCCCGACGCCAGGGCGGAGUACGCGGUCAGUUCCGCUCUGCACCUGUGCCCGAAUCUCAGAGAGCUGAGCGUGUACGUAGACUCCAUGUCGGCGGACUGCCUGGAAGGUUCGGAAGGGAUCGGCCGGUUGCGGACGCUCGAAAUACGGUGCCCCCACCUGAAAGAACUUUCGUUCCUACGACACUGCUCGGCCACGCUGGAGGAACUGGAACUGAAAGGUUGCUCCGACCUGCCGUCCGCCGCGUACGCGGAGCUCCGGCACCUCGGGAACCUGCAGAGGCUGCGGCUGCGGGACUGCUGCGUGCUGGGAGACGACCUGGAGGCAGCCGUGACGGGUCUGAGGUCCCUCGCGUCCCUGCAGCUGGUCGACUGCGUAUUCGUCUCCGACCUGUCCUUCCUGCGCCGUUGCGACCGGCUGCGGGAACUCCGCGUCGAAGCCGAGGACGCGCCGGUCGCGGGCCUGCGACACCUCCCCGCCAGCGUCCGCUCGCUCUGUCUGGUCGGCGACACCGUGACCGCGGAGGACCUGUCCGAGCUGCUGCCGCGCCUGCCGCUGCUCGAGGAGCUGGACCUCUGCCGCGCGGAGCUGGCCCACCUGGGCUUCCUGCGGCACUGCCCUCGGCUGCGCCGCCUCUGCCUCGAGUUCUCGACGUGGUCCGACGAGUGGGAGCUGUCGAACCUGCACCACUUGACGCAGCUCGAAGUCCUGGACCUGAGGAGGUGCGCGGUGGACGCGGACGUCCUCUCCGGAGUUAUGCCGUCACUGCCGCGACUGCACGCUCUGUCGCUGGCUCACGUGGAGGACGUGAUCCACUUGGAGUUCCUCGGGUGCUGCCCGCAGAUUCGUAAAUUGUCACUUUUUAAUGCCUUCGGAUGGGAGUUGGAGGCCUACCGGGAACUCUGCCACCUGAAAAAUCUGCAGCACUUGUAG
Messenger RNA from Schistocerca cancellata (South American locust), 1702 nucleotides. RefSeq lists its product as uncharacterized. Gene Ontology annotation, molecular function: protein binding. Bases 248 to 1702 code for a protein of 484 amino acids. Lineage: Eukaryota; Metazoa; Arthropoda; Insecta; Orthoptera; Acrididae. The transcript is spliced from 4 exons. The record is from RefSeq and is a predicted model, not a curated record.